Sebastes umbrosus (honeycomb rockfish) is the source of this 1656-nucleotide messenger RNA. RefSeq names its product histone PARylation factor 1. The coding region runs from base 576 to 1631 and encodes 351 amino acids. Gene Ontology annotation, molecular function: poly-ADP-D-ribose binding; histone binding. The record is from RefSeq and is a predicted model, not a curated record. Gene Ontology annotation, cellular component: nucleus. The transcript has 12 exons. Gene Ontology annotation, biological process: regulation of protein ADP-ribosylation; DNA damage response. NCBI's taxonomy places the organism in Eukaryota, Metazoa, Chordata, Actinopteri, Perciformes, Sebastidae.
CAGACUCUUCAGGUAGUCAAAGUCCGGUUCGUGGCUCUGGAACGUGCUGUAGACAUUAUACUCCCCAGAGUCCCCUGUCUCCCACACCUCCUCUGUCUCCCCUUUAGGCUGUCCAGGGCAAAUAAGAGUCUCUGCCAGUGGGUGCUGACUGUGAGACAUGGUUACAGGAACAACAGGCCUUAUCACAGCUGGAGCCAUGAUGCAAUGAGUCUGCUCAAAGCAUGUUUGCGAUGCUCAUGGCCACAGACCAAGUCCAGUCGCCGUCUCUCUCUCGUCCAAUCCCAGGGGAGGCAGAUUCUCAGCGGUCUCUCUGCAGAAGACCACAGGGCUCUACUACACAUGAUCAAAAGGGCAAUCCUCGCAACUGACCUGACCGUCUACAUGAAGAAAAGAAAAGAGUUCUAUUCUCUCUCGCCAAGAAACGCAGAGUGAGCUGGAAGAGUAAGAAGCAAAGAGAUUUACUGAGUGAGCAGCCUCAGCCUCUGGGUGGCGGUGGUGCGCUUUAAGUGUGUGCAGUUUGCUGCCGGUUCCGACCCGCAGAAGAAGACGCCGACAGAGAGACAAGAGGAAGGAAAAUGACAGGGCGCGCAAAAAGAAAACCCAAAUCCACUCAGGAGUCGGGUACAGGCAAUGGGGAGUUGAAGAAAGUCCGUACUGAUGAAUCCAAAGCCGUGCCAGAGGUGGAUUCAGAGCACCGAGAUGAGAUGGUGCAGCUGUACAAGCUUCAAAUGCCAGAAGAUCUGUAUCACUUCUGGGACUUCUGCAAGGAGCUUUGUCCUGACAGCCCCCGUGGUGCACUGAAAGACACACUGGGUUUGCAGCUGGUUGGUCCCUUUGACAUCCUGGCAGGAGCCCACAAAAACUCCAAGAACCCUCAGCCUAACUUCCACCUUCACUGGAGGUAUUUAUACGACCCGCCAGAGUUUCAGACCAUCCUUCUGGGGAGUGAAGACAGUCAGCAUCACAUCGGCUACUACAGAGACACUCCAGACUCUCUCCCUUCGUUUGUUGGCGAAAAUGAAGCCAAGAAAGGCUGCAAGAUCACACAGAUGGGGGACAACGUGUUUGCUGCUGUCCUCCUGUAUCUGUUGAAGCGGAGGAAAGAGAGGGGAAGCAAGAAAGCUGGGGGAGAUGCUUUUGAAAGCUUGGAGGCCCAGCUGAGAGACCGGGCAGAGACUCUGGGCUUGUCUCUAGAGCAGAAGACCAAAGGCAUGAAGCUGAGGGACAAGAAGGUGGUCACCAAGACAUUCCACGGUGCCGGCAUCGUUGUACCUGUAGACAAGAAUGAUGUAGGAUACAGAGAACUACCAGAAACAGAUGCUGAUCUCAAGAAGAUCCUCAAGGCAAUUGCUGAAGCCCGGAGUGAUGAAGAGCGCGUCAAAGCCUUCGGACCUCUCCAGGAGAUGGUCACGUUUGUUCAGUUUGCCAACGAUGAGUGUGACUACGGCAUGGGAUAUGAGCUAGGAUUGGACCUCUUCUGUUACGGAUCCCAUUAUUUCCACAAGGUUAUCAGACAACUUCUGCCCAUGGCCUACAGCCUCCUGAAAAGGAAUUUGUUUGGGGAAAUUGUGGAGGCCCACCUCUCCAGCCGCAGCAACGACAACCUGGACCAACUCUCCUCCGCACAUUAAAAAAAGACUCAGAAGUACAGGCCAG